This is a messenger RNA of Camarhynchus parvulus, 8019 nucleotides long. RefSeq names its product homer scaffold protein 2 (gene HOMER2). Gene Ontology annotation, biological process: regulation of store-operated calcium entry; G protein-coupled glutamate receptor signaling pathway. NCBI's taxonomy places the organism in Eukaryota, Metazoa, Chordata, Aves, Passeriformes, Thraupidae. Gene Ontology annotation, cellular component: plasma membrane; postsynaptic density; dendrite. The record is from RefSeq and is a predicted model, not a curated record. Gene Ontology annotation, molecular function: G protein-coupled glutamate receptor binding. The transcript has 10 exons. The coding region runs from base 143 to 1372 and encodes 409 amino acids.
GAGCCGCGGGAGCUGCUCGGUGCCGCCGCCGCCCGGGAGGGAGGUUAUGUAAGGGGGAGGGAGGCGGCGGGAGGAGGAGCAGGACGGCUCGCCGCCGUGCAGCCGCCGUGCAGCCGCAGCCAGCCGGGCCCGGGGCGGCCGCAUGUGCGAAGUGGGGACGCGGCCGCCGCUGGCCGCCGAGCGCGGGGAGCCGCCCGGGGGUGCCGCCGCCGCCGCCGCCGAGAGGUGCCGAGACAUGGGAGAACAGCCCAUCUUCACCACCAGAGCCCAUGUCUUCCAGAUUGACCCCAGCACGAAGAAGAACUGGGUUCCUGCAAGCAAGCAGGCUGUAACUGUUUCCUACUUCUAUGACAGCACGAGGAACAGCUAUCGGAUAAUCAGUGUGGAUGGAGCCAAGGUGAUCAUAAACAGCACCAUCACCCCCAACAUGACCUUCACCAAAACAUCACAGAAGUUUGGGCAGUGGGCUGACAGCAGAGCCAACACCGUGUUCGGGCUGGGCUUCCCCUCCGAGCAGCAGCUGACCAAGUUUGCAGAGAAGUUCCAAGAAGUAAAAGAAGCUGCCAAACUUGCAAGAGACAGAUCUCAAGAGAAAAUUGAAACCUCAAGCAAUCAUUCACAGACCAGCUUUGCAGCCAAGAUGAAAAGGGAGAUGCAGGAGACACCCAGUGUUGGUUUGUGUGUUGUGCUGCAGGAGUCUGGACGUGAAACACCCUCUUCCACCCGAGCUUCAAGUGUGAAUGGCACCGACGACGAGAAGGCAUCGCACGGUGGCCCUGCUGAGGCACAUCUCAAAUCUGAGAAUGAUAAAUUAAAAUUUGCUCUAGCCCAAAGUUCAUCCAACGUGAAGAAGUGGGAGACGGAGCUGCAGUCACUGCGGGAGAGCAACGCGCGGCUGUCCACGGCCCUGCAGGAGUCAGCGGCCAGCAUCGAGCACUGGAAGAAGCAGUUCUCAGCCUGCAAGGAGGAGAACGACCAGCUGAGGGGCAAGAUUGAAGAACUGGAGGAACAGUGCAAUGAAAUAAAUAAAGAGAAGGAAAGAAAUGCACAGUUGAGUAGACGUCUCCAGGAGCUGGAAACAGAACUUCAGGACAAAGAGCUGGAACUGGAAGAGCUCCGAAAGCAGGGUGAAAUUAUACCAGAGCUCAUGUCAGAAUGUGAAUCUGUAUCUGAACAAUUACAGGCGGCUGAGAAAAAGAACAAAGAUCUUGAAGAGAAAGUCAGAACGCUAAGGACAGAAGUCGAAGAGAACAAACACAGGCAGACCAACCUUAAAACUGAAUUAAAGAAUUUUUUAGAUGUACUAGACGGGAAGAUAGAUGAAUUACAUGAUUUCCGACAAGGACUGUCUAAACUUGGGGUUGACAAUUAGAUGGCAAUAGAUCUUUUUUGUAAUCUAGGGUCUGGAUGUUUGAUGUUUUGUUGAUCCCAAAUGUGUGUUUUACAAAAUAUAACUAGAAUGUUCCACUUGUUUGCAUUGGUUUUGUACAUAGAGGCUGAAAAUUUGCUGUGGGGUUUUUUUUGGUGGGUUUCUUUUUUUGUUUGUUUGUUUAUUUACCAAACCAAUCAUGCUGCUCACUGAAUUCUGUUGAGAUUAGAAACUUUCUAUAUUGCUGCUCUGGCUUUGUGGGGUUGGGAACAGGUAGAGGGUUCUGUCUCAGGAAUCUGGAACUAGAUCUACCUUAAAAUGAAUAUGCAGUUAGUUGUUGCAGGGAAAUUUAUAUCUUUCUUAAGGGCUGUUGCAACCAUAGAAACAGAAAAGAAGUCUUUUUCUUGUCUGGACUAUCAGCACUCUUAGCAGAAUUGACUUUAUUCCAUGGUGGAGCAGAGAGAUUAGCUGGAGCCCCUGCAGUUUGUAAAAUGUGCCUGUGAUGAGCUGCAGUCAGGAGAAUCACUUCUCACAGAUACCAGGAUCUUUAGGGACCAUGUCAAUCAGGCCCAAUUCAGCCAAAAAAAUGCAGUGGAUUUCAGAUAACCUCUGAUGGAGGUUUCGUGUGCUUGCCUGGACCCAUAGAGCACAAAGUCAACAAUGCAGAAAUGAGUUCCAGCUCUUGAAGUCAGUGUCUCACCAGUCAGUGAGAACAGCUUCUCUUGCUUAGCAGCAUCACAUCUCUCUGGCCUUCAGUUUUGAACCCAUGUGGUUCCAUCAUUAUGUGCAUCUCUGAAAAAUGCCCCCCUGAGUCUGGGGACUAGAUAUUUAUUUUGAAAAGGGAUUUGUUGCUGGUUUGUACAGGGCUCCUGCCCCUCUGCGUGCAACUUGAUUGUUGUUGAUCUGCAGCAGUGAGGAAGGAGACAUGGAUCUGAAAAGCAUCAUCAGGUUACUGGAAGGUGUUGCUCAGAAGCAAAUUUCUGCCCAAGAGACUGGCAGGGCAAUGGCCAUGGGAAAUUAAAUUUCUUUCCUAGGAUUUCUGCAUUCUCUGGCAGUAGGGUAGGAAUUAGUCACCAAGUUAGGUUGUACCAAAAAAAACCCUCAACCCCAGAGGCAGAAAUGCUCUUUUACUCUUGAACUGAUUAUUCAGCAGCUCUAAGAGUGUGUUGAGAAAUUCAAGGUCAUUCACCCUGGCCUUCAGUGAGAAGGAAGUUCAGUUCAGCACAGACAGGGAUGUAAAAAGGGUGAGAGAGGAGAAUCCAGCCCAAGCCUUGUUCUUUCCUCAAGGACUUCUUCAGCGUUCUUUCCCCAAGGACUUCCUUGAGCUUCUUUCUCUUCUUUCUCCAUAACCUGUUUUGAGAGUGUUUAAUUAAUUGAUUAAUUAAUUAAUUCAAUAAAGUACUUCUGUGUAGAUGACAUUGUAAUUUGCUUGAUUCAGACAACAGUUUAGCUAAGCACUGUUUUAGUGCUUGCCAGCAGGGACCGAUAUAAAAUGGCCAUGCUUUUCUUGGAAUUUCAGGGCUUUUUCCUUUUUUUGGCACGUCCUGAUUAUUCAAGUGACCUUUAAAAGAAAGGUGGGUUGUAGAUGAAACAUGCAUUGAAUACUUUUUUGCAGAUGAAUAUAUAAUCCCCGAGGUGGAGAUAGGAUCUGCAAUAGUCCCUCGAAUUUUCAUUUCAUCUCUUACUGUUACAUUAUCUUCAUUGCCUGUUUUUUAGAAUGGACUUUGAGUAUUUUUGCUUUUACUCCUUUGAAACAAUGGAUGUAAAACUAGGACCUUUCGUAACCAUUAUGACCAUUUACAUCUUGUUUUAAAAAAAUUGAUUUAGGCUGUUGAUAAUUAAAAAUAGAAAUAAAAAUCAGGUACAUAGCACGUAGGCGUGUGGAAAUUAGACUUUGCCAGCAUGGAAGAUUCAACAGUUGCAUAAUGUGGGGUUAGAUCAGACUUCUCAAAAUUGAAAAUGACGUCAGCAAGUGUGUGGUUGUGCACAAGUAGUCUCCAUUUUUAGUCUUUUUAUUUGAUAGAAAGUCAGAUAUACACCAUAAUCUAGCAGGCAGCUCAUCCUGCUUCUCCUCUCCUCCCAUGCUGCUUUUUGGUCUCUGCAUCAGCUGGGAGCCACAGGAUAACACAAUUAAGAGCUGCAAGCAAUACUGGCAGUGAGGGCCCUGCUCCUCCCAGUGGUUCAUUGCUUUUGCACCAAGGACCCUGCCCUAUCUUCCUUUUACUGCUGAGUGAUCUUAGGGCUUCUCUGUUUGUUUUAACAUAAAUUGUUUUUAACAUGAUGCUGGGCAAAAGGAUGCAAAAGAGUCUGUGAAAAAAUUACAUUAUCUGGUUUAAUCCAGAUCUUGGUUUUCCACUUUAGUCAGGUCUGUCUCAGAUCCAGUUCAUUAGGAAUGUAUUAAGCCACUCUUAAAUUGCAAGAGAAGUGUUUCCAUGGGAUUGCAUCGAUUAAACAGAUGGAGUUUGAUGGUGGCACAUUAGGCCAGUGCAUAGCUGUGUCACAGGCAGUUACUUCUGGGUGCUUAGUGCCCACCAGAGGAGCAAUGGAGUGUCCUUAAAGAAAUCCCUGCCCUGCCUCUUCUGUCUUGCCCCAGAUGUGUGUAUCACUUAUCUGCUAUUGCUCUGAUCUUGAGUCCUUAGGGAUGCCUGUACACAGCUUUAUGCUGUGGGAAAUUCUGUCCUUCAAGCCUCCAAGGGCUUCUUUUAAUUGCCUUCUUUCUUUUUCCUUCCCAACAGCAGUAAGUUGAGAGCUUCUACGUAUAAUCACUUAAACUCCCCAAAACUCCAUCUCUCUUAAGCUUUCCAUCUCUUUCCUUGGAUUUUUCCUCUUCAAGAGAAAAAAAAGAAUGGCAGUGCAUGGUCUCAGGAGUGUUUGGGCACCAACUGCAGCUGCCCUCUCUGGCCCAUCCCUGUCCCUGUCCCCACCCCAGGGUGGUGUCACACACUGCAUUUUCCUUGGUGCUGUCUGGUGGCCCAGCACUAACCCCUGUGCCAAACUGAGAGCCCCCCACUGCUCCUCUGAGGCUCAUCCAGCACUGAAAUGCCUCCUCUGUCCUGAUGGGAGCCCCAGGGCAGCCAGCCUUCCCCCACCGACGUGCACACACCAUGCUGUGGGUGCACUGACCCUCCUUUGGUGCACAGCUGGGAUUUCGCCUGUCCCUGUGGGCACCCUGAGUUCAGCUGGCAGACACCUGCUUAGGGACGGCCCUAAACACUGCCAGGGCCAAGAAAUACUCAUCCCUGUCCAAGAGAGGAUCUGCAGAGCUUGGUUUUACUUGUUACACAGUGCUGGGCCAAUCCUGGUCUCCCUGUGCCUGUCAGCAAUGCCUUGGUCAGCGCUCCACUCCCACCCAGCCUGAGCACAUUUACAAUUUACAGGGGGCUGUGCCUCACCUUGGGUACAGGCACGAGUUCCCUUUCUGAGUUCCCUUUCUGAGUUCCCUUUCCGAGUUCUUUUCUGGACACACGUUUCUCCCUCGGACUGGUUUUUAUGGCAGGAUCUCUCCUACCUCACUUACAUGGUCUUUCCUUGACAAAGGACACGUGCUUGGCGCUUCCAGCUGGGUUUCUGUCGGCUGCACCCCAGGGUCCUGCCACACUCCAUCCUGCCUGCCUGGCAUCUCAACCUGGGAGCUCCAGCAGGAAAAACCUCUGCUGGCCUCCUGUGACACCAGGACAGAGUGUGACUUGCUGACCUUUGGGUGUGAUGCUUCUUUGAGGUGGUGUUAGAGCUGCUGAAUAAUGCUAGGGUUUGAGGGGUUUUGACAAAAUGAGAAAUAAACAGAUGUACCUUGUAUUACAUAAAAGCAAAAGUGACAUAAAAAAUGGAUGGAGUUAUUUUGAAGGGGAAAGAAUAUUCCAUUAGAUAUAUCAUGUCACUUUUUGGAAAAAUACCUUAGUCUCAUAUUAGAAAUAAAUGAUUUCAAAAUGAAAAAGUAGAAAUUUGUUGCACAGCUCAGAAUAAAGAAGAUUAACCUUUUUGGGGUUUAUUAGUUGGCUGAAUCUUUCUUUGCCAAUUCUGACUCAACUUCGCAAGUAGUUCUGUUUGGCCUAGAAGUGCAUUUUCAGCAAAUGCAGUACUUUGCAGUGUUCUGUCUACAUUGGUGUCUUCUUUACUAAAUGAGCUCACUGGAAGAGAACUGUCUUUCUUUAAGAAAUUCAGCACCACCUGUCCUUUUCUGUAUCCAAGCAUUCAAAAGAUGUACUUUCUAAAAACAGCUUUACACUGGGUUCAUCUGUGGCCAGAAAACAAAUGUUAUUUAGACAAUAUCUUUUUUCCUGGACAAACACCUGAUUUGGCUUUUAUGUGAGUGAUUUAGGGAGAACAAUUUUUUAAAGCUGCUCAUUGAAUGAAGGUGAGCAGGAAAGGUUUCUGCUGUCCUGCCUGCUGUCCUGACACUGUCUUACAAGGGUACCAGCCAAAGCACUCAUGGUGCUCAGGCAGGAGCUCACCUGCCCUGGCCAGUGACUGCUCAUUGGCUUGUUGGGAACACUGGCAGCAGGGCACAAAUUGUCCAGAGAUUUCUGUUCUCUUCUCUGUUCUGUUUAUUUUUUUCCCCAAGUCUUCAUUUCUCUUCCUUAUUAAUUUUUUGCCACCUUUGGCUGCGCCAUAAGUGACAGAAGGAAAAUUCCCUGCUACUGUCACCACCUUGCAGUGGUGGGAGUUUCUCAGCUCUUCCUUAGGCUCUUCCAAAGAGUUAUCUUGGCAAAACUCUUCGAAGCAUCAAUGGUUGAUAAGGAGUAUAGUGCUGUCUUCCUGAGCCUAUGGAUUAACAGAGAUAAAACCCCUGUCAGGGUGAAAUGCCUCCCUCAGCUCAGUGUGUGCCCAGGGCUAAAUCUGAAGGGAAGGGGUGUAAGGGGAGGCAGCAGCAGCAGCAAUUUUUUUUUUUUGCUAUUAUUUCAGCAGAGAUUUCAGUGAAAGAUGUGCUCUGCCCACGAGCUCUGGAUGGCCACACUGAUCCACCACCCUCCUGCCUUUGUCCAGGCAGUUCCAGGCUUGUCAGGCCUGUAAAUAUCAGAAUUCCUCAGCAUAUCACAGGGGGGUGGCAGGGUGCAAGGGCAGCACAGCUGGGAGAGCAGUGCAGUCUGGUUAUGGUCAGGCACUUCCAGCCAAAAAUAGGAGAAGCUGUUCCUGUCCCACAGGGCCUCAGCAGGGACCUUGCAGGAGGGCAGGAACAGCUUUUGGGGGCUGAGGGGCAGCAAGGAGUCCCAGGCUGGGCUGGCAGGGUCUGGUUGUGGGCAUAAUUUAGCAAAAAAACAGAAAGCUACCCUAAAGUAGUUUUUCUUUCCAUGGAUGGUGCUCAACAAGCACCUGUGUGUCAGGAAAAGCCAUGCACAGCCACAAGGUGAGUCCAGACACAGCCAGAGAGCCCCCAGAGCCUGGCCAGGGAUGCUGUGCCAGGCCCCAGGAGCUCAGCAGGGCUUUAGGCUCACUGUUGGAAUGUAAACCUGGCGUGAAGUUUGCACAUCUUGAAUACCAUUCUCUGCAGUAAAUGAUAAGUGAAGCAGAGUCAGGAGAUGGAUGAUAAAUGUGAUGAAGGUGCUUCCCAAAGGAGGGCUCUCCUGCAGGCUGUGGGCAGAGCUGGUCCUGGCCAGGAGGGCUUUGCUUGCAUCCCUGGGGGAUGUUGGAUGUCCAGCCUUUGAUUUUCUACUGUGUUUUAUGUUAGCUCUUUUUCUUUUUUUUUCUUUUUUUUUUUUUUUUUUUUUAAGUGAGUAGCCUGAACAUACAAUCUUCAGAUGAAGGUGCCUAUACUUCCAAAAAUUUUAUAUGCACAUUUUGAAAGUUAGUUAAUUUAGUUACCUAAUAAUAAUGGUACAUAGAAGAAAGGCACUUGACAAAAAAUUGUCUGCUAUUGUAUUUUUGUUUGGGUUGGGUUUGUUUGGUUUUUUUAACACUGGUCAGCAAUAAUUAUUUUAGCCAUAUACUAGCUAAAAAGACUGAUAAGUAAGAUUUGUGAACUAGGCUUCUAAGUUUGCAGGAUUUUGAUUAACCUGGGUAUGUGAUGAGGAAGCUAUGCUCAGUAAAAGAGUAUUUUGCAGCAUUUAGAUGUUUUCAUUUAAUUGCCUAAUAGUCAUCAUGAACAUAAUAUUCUAUAAAUCUCAUCAUGAAUGACAAACAAAGCACAUCAUUUUUAACAUGAAUAUAUCCCUUGUAGUUGAAAGUUCUGAGAGUGUACUAGUGUGGUCUGCUAUACCAAAAUAUUUAGGUUAUUAUGAGGUUUUAGUACUAAACAUACACCCUGUUUUUACUGUUUCAGGUAAAGUUUAGUGAAUGACAAUUUGUUAAUAUACAACUGUGGGAAAACACUGCAGUGCUCUAAAUGUAUAUUUUUAUUUGGGUUUAUUAUAUUUAGUAUAUGUUUCAAUGAAAACUGAAGUGUUUACUACAGUUGGAUCAUUGUAAAAACAUCUCUUACCUCAUUUUGUCUGCUGUAGAAAAGUACUAUCCUCUUUUUUUUCUUUUUUCAAAUUGACCAUAGACAGUCAAUGUUAAUAUUUAGACUCCUAGUAGCAGUAAAUGCUGGGUUUUAUAUCUAUGAAAUGAAAACUUGAUUUUUUUCUUUAUGAACUUAUUAUAUAACUUUGUGAUUUUUAUCUGAUUUUAUUGUAACAUAAAGUUGUUUUAUGUAAAAAUAUAUAGUUUAAGUAAAA